This is a messenger RNA of Cucumis sativus (cucumber), 937 nucleotides long. RefSeq lists its product as uncharacterized. The coding region runs from base 278 to 694 and encodes 138 amino acids. NCBI's taxonomy places the organism in Eukaryota, Viridiplantae, Streptophyta, Magnoliopsida, Cucurbitales, Cucurbitaceae. The transcript has a single exon. The record is from RefSeq and is a predicted model, not a curated record.
CAAUAUUUAAUAACAGUCAACUAUUAAUAAAUUUGUAAAAGUUGAGUUUAUAAAAUAAUCCAAAGUUAGUUCUCAUUCUCAAAGAUUGCAAACUUAAAUCACAAUCUUGUGAGUGGAAAAUGAUCACCAAAACCACAAAUCAGGUCAACAAAACCUCAAAAACCAACAGCUCCACUUCAAAACUUGUAUAAAUUAGUGAUCCCUUCAUAACAAGUCUUCAGACAAAAACAAACUUUCUAAUUGUUUCAGAAAAAAGAAGCUUAGAAAUUACCCCAAGAUGGCAAGGCAACUGCAAAUCAUACAUUCUUCACAAGGCACAGCCCAGGUUGGCAUGGCUGGUGUGAGCCUUCUCCUCUGUGCUUUUGCAUUGUUCAUGUGUGCUUCCCAUGCCCGAAAAUGGCGUCGCCGUUGGAAUGCUUGCUUGGAUUAUGGAUAUGAGUUUGAGGAUCCUGUCAUAGAGUUGAACCAAGAAGCAACAGUUGUGACUACGCAACGAGUGAAUACCACCGAGCCGGAGAAUGGCAAUGAUGAGAUGUUCUUCAGUAGAGAGCAACAAGCUUCUAUGUGGCACAAGAACAUUCUCAUGGGUGGGAAAUGCCAGCUACCGGACUUCUCAGGAGUCAUAUUAUACGACCCCAAUGGAAAUGCUGUAACCCCUGCCAAAACUCCGCGUCCUUUACUAACCUGGAAGUGAAGAGAUCUAUUCAAAAUCACAAGGCAAAAAGCCAAGGAUAAGUUAUGCAGCUUGAAAUUUAUCUUUUUCAUUUGUUUUCCUGUCAUCUCCAAGAGCUUAUCACUGUAUGCAGAUUUGUAUCUUUCAACCCCCUGGAUUGUAUGCAGACUUGAAAUGAAAAUGAUAAUUGUAUCACCAACCCAUGAAAACAGCUGUUCAUUUGACAUAAUCUUAAGAAAGAACCGGCUGAUGAUUGUAAACGUA